AGAGUAGCAUCGCAUCUCGAACUGUCUCUUCGGACACGAAAAAAAUAUAUUUUAUUUUUAUUGAUUUUAUAAUUUGUACAACGACUUUACAUGUGAAACACUUAGAAAAAAAAAUUUGUGAACAAAAAAAAAUACUUAUGAUAAAAAUUGUGUGCCUUCAUCUACUCAUCAAUGGAAAAAAUUAAAAAAUAAAUUUAAAAAAAAAUAAAAAAAAAACAUCGAAAAAAUACAAAAAUUGUGCAAUUCUGAGGAAAAAAAUUAAAUAAGAAAAAAAAAUAAUUUAAAGAAAAAAGUGAAUCAUCAUCAUCAUCAAUAACAACUUUAAGCUAUUUAUUGAUACAUCAUAUAGAAUAUAAUAAUAAAAGAAGAUGGAUCUGAAAGUCGAACGACCCGCCUCAGUUAACUCAGACUCAUCUGUGGAGCCAAUGGAGACCAGUUCAUCCGACAACAACAAACCAAAUUCCUCGCUGGCGGUGAAAACGAGCGGAAACGAGUCCGACAACGGCGAAUCUGACGUCGAGGUUUAUCAGCAAAGCAGCAAAAAGCCAGAAAUGACGCCAAAUCGACGCAAAAAUGUGCGAUUGUGUGUCGAUGAUAUCCUAAAAAGGUUCAUGCCAAGCUCAAAUUCGAACAAUAGUCAUAAGAGUAGCAGCAUAAGUUUUCACAAGAGCGACAACAACGAAGAAAAUACCACGACAACGACGGCGAACGAGGAAGAGCUCAAUGCUUCGGGAAAUAAUAAUUCCACGGAGAAAACCAUGAAAUAUGUGUGUCCCAUUUGUGACGUCAUUUCGACGACACCACACGAUUUUACCGCACACAUUCGCGGACAUAACAAUGACUCGUCAGAUGAUAAUCAAAAUUAUACGUGUCGGAUCUGUUCGAAGGUUCUCUCAUCCGCUUCAUCCCUCGACAGACACGUGUUAGUGCACACCGGCGAACGCCCGUUCAAAUGCAAAUAUUGCCACUUAACCUUUACGACAAACGGCAAUAUGCAUCGCCACAUCCGUACCCACAAGCAACACGAACGCGAAACGUACGAAAGUGACGACGGCUCGACAGAUUCGUCGCACAGCAGCGCGCACUCGUCCUCAAUGAACAACAAUAAUCACGAUUUUAACGGCAGCACGGGCGAAAAACGAAAAUCCUCGCACGAUGACGAAGCACUAACGGCGAACAAACGGAAAUUGAAAACGAUCAACAAUAACAACAACAUCAUUAACAACAAUAAGCCACAAACUUUCUGCUGUCCCGUUUGCGUUCGCAAUGACUUUUCGUCGAUGCUCUCGUUGGAGAAUCACAUGGAUAGCGAACAUCCCACGAUACCCGCGAAAUGCCGUCAUUGCGAAAUUGUCUUCAAAAGUCACAAAGCACUGAAUGCACAUCGAUGCGGCAACAGCAUUCACAAGUCGCCCGCGACUCAAGGGUUUAAAGAUUUGACUUUUGUCGAUUUCUCAAGUGAUAAAUUCCCGAUAAUUGCAAAGUCGUUAUGUGAAGCGCAACUGAGACAACCAAUUUCCAACCAAAUUUUCGAAUGUUUGAAAUGUUCACGAGCUUUCCCCUGCGCGUCGGCCUUGGAAAUGCACUCGAAAGAUUGUUACGAUGACGAAAUCGCGACUCCUGUGAAGCGUUCCCGUCAACUCAGCGAAACUUCUGAAGAAGAUGCGAAACGCGAUGACUUCUUUGCCAACUUGGAUCUUCGAAAUAAAUCAAAUGCCAUGAGUUUGGGUUCAUCUGAUGUCCUUUCAACACCUUCCACAGACAAAUCGAGUCCCUUUAACUCACCUUUUAACAUGUCACGACGCAUGAUGACCUCAUCCCCUGCCUUCGGGCAAAACGAUACCAAAGAUUUGGCUGACAUCCAAUCGAUUAUCAACGUCACGUCAUCCAGCGGGGGCUUCUGGAAGCAACUCGAUCGCCCAAUUUCCACAUCAGAAAAGGAUUUCGAUGCCAAAAAUGGCGACGACGAAGAACAACAAGAUGCUUUUACCGCCGAAUUUCGUAAAAUGAAGAUGCGCGGCGAGUUCCCAUGUCGUCUCUGCACUUCCGUGUUCCCGAAUUUGCGUGCUUUGAAGGGACACAAUCGCGUGCAUUUGAGCGCUGCUGGUCCAGGACCCUAUAAAUGCAACAUGUGUCCGUAUCUCAUAAACGACAAGGCUGCCUUGAUUCGUCACAUGCGGAGUCAUAAUGGAGAUCGCCCCUAUGAAUGCGCGAUUUGUAAUUAUGCUUUUACUACCAAAGCGAAUUGUGAGCGUCACUUAAGGAACCGCCACGGGAAAAAUACCCGAGAUGAGAUCAAGCGUUCGAUCAUUUAUCAUCCCACGGAAGACUCGAGUUGCGAUGAUCCGGUGAAAAAAAUGCAAAUGUUUGUCACUCCGGAGCAUAAAAAGUCUCGGGAGACGUCUCGGGAUCGAACAACUCCCGUUUCGUCGCAUUUGAGGGAGAGUUUGUCGUUUGACAUGGCGCCAAAGAUCCAAGUUCGCAGUUUGGAGAAGAUGAUAGAGCCAAGUUCGAGAGAUGCUAGUGUCGAAAAGUCAUCAAAAGAGACGAAACCGAUGGAUUUGAGCAUGGAUGUCUUGGAUUUGAGCAAAAAAUCGAAAGAUAUCCCGGAUGAAGAUGAGCUCGACGAAGAUAAACCAUCAAAUACAGAGUUCCCUGAUAUGAGUUUCUUCGAAAAAAAUCAACAAUUGUUGUUUUUGCAGCAACAACUCCUCUCGGAAGCCCUUCCAAAGCUCAAUCCAGCUCAAUAUUUCCAAUUGUUAUACCGCAAUUUUGGUUUUCCAUCAGCAUUUCCCUUUAUGAACAACCCAUUGUUCCUGCAAAAUUCCUUGUUGAACCCAAAUCCCGACCUGAACGACAUGAAAAACGCUUUUCCUUCCAUCCCGAACCCCAUGUCGGGUGGUUCGAUGCUCACAAAUCCCUUUGCAUCGCCUCCCCUGAGCAAUAAUAGCAGCAUCAACUCCGAUUCCGGCAGUAAACUCAACGAUUCGUUACAUGGCAAUACCCCAUCCGCUGAUCCAAUUACUCCUGUAAAAUUUUUGGAUAGCCCAAAGUCGCAAUCGAGUCAAAUUUCGACGCCUAUUAAGCCAUCAGGACCUCCGUUGAGUCCGGGACCCGUCAAAAUGGUCAUCAAAAAUGGCGUUUUGAUGCCGAAACAGAAACAACGUCGUUAUCGCACCGAAAGGCCCUUCGCUUGUGAGCAUUGUUCGGCCCGUUUCACACUUCGCUCGAACAUGGAACGUCAUAUUAAGCAACAACAUCCCCAAUAUUGGUCUUCUCGUCAAAAAGGGGGGCAUCAUUUGAUGCGCGGACGAGGCGCGAGCAUGAAUUCCGCUUCUCCGCUACCUGCAACGCCAACAAAUCCGUUAAAUUCGUAUGGGGCGAUACCAGAUCAAGUUAAAUACGCGAUUUUAGCGCAACAGUUGAAGGCAAAUAGGGACAAUCCGGCAAGUAUGAUCCUGCAAAAUGCAUUGUCGCAAGGAAAUCAUCCGAGUAACAACGAUGACGACGAGCCAAAACUCGUAAUUGAUGAAGAAGAUGACGACGAGGAGGAUGAUGAUGUUGAAAUUAUGUCGCCAGCUGCGAAUAAAAGCAAAGAAAGUUCGAACGAAGUAGCGUUGAAGGUGGCUCAAAACAUUUUGGAACACGCGAAACGCGUAAAUAGCACAAAUUCGAUGCUCAUGUCGUCGUUAAAGGACACAAAAGAGCUCGAGGCACGGUUAAAUGCAAAUUUUAUCAUGAAACCCACCCAAAAAACGGACUCUCAACGCGAAAAAUUUAUCGAUUCCGUGCAAAAUAACAAAGAGGAAGACUUGGCAUCCGUUUCAAAACUCGUCGAUAAUGCCACAAACGUCAUGAGUUUCCGUCGUUUCUUCAACCGAUCCACAGAUGCGUCGAAUGUCGUCGAUCAAAGUGACGAAGAAGGUCUUGUCGCGUCAGGAAGUGCCUCUGAAAGCAACAAUUCAGGCACUGACGACCCCAAUCCCUCAAAUAUCGAGGGUCAAAAGAAGAAAUCCGCUUAUAGCAUGGCACCAAAUCGCGUUUCAUGUCCUUAUUGUCAACGCAUGUUCCCAUGGUCAAGCUCGUUGCGACGUCACAUUUUGACUCAUACGGGUCAAAAACCCUUCAAAUGCUCACAUUGCCCGCUGUUGUUCACUACAAAGAGCAAUUGCGAUCGUCAUUUGUUGCGAAAACACGGCGACGUUGAGUCAGCAAUGUCGGUUCCUGUGCCAAUUGACGAGAUGCCCGAACCAAAGAAGGAGAGAGUUGCUCCCUUGCCGGGUCAUAACAACGAAACAGCAGCGAAAAAUGCCCUGCAAACGCAAAUGUUGUUGCAAAAUUUGACCGCGAACGUGGGAAAAAUGCCGCCAAGUAGUGAAUUAAAUUCCGGAUCGGAUCUCCCGUUCAAGUGUCACUUGUGCGAAUCGUCCUUCGGCGAACGUGGGCAAUGUCUCGAACAUAUCAAGCAGAUGCAUGAACAGGAUUUCAAUUUGAUCAUCAGUAAAGUUAACUUGGAGAGUGAAAGUGAGGUACAUACAGCGUCGCCAGAUGAUGACGAAGGUACUGAUGGGAAAGGAAAAUAUCCGGAUUAUGCGAAUCGGAAGGUUAUUUGCGUUUUUUGCAUGCGUCGUUUCUGGUCGACAGAGGAUUUGAGACGUCAUGUACGAACUCACAGCGGUGAAAGGCCCUUCCAAUGCGGAGUUUGUUUGCGACGAUUCACUCUCAAACACAGCAUGUUACGUCAUCGUAAAAAGCACGCAAAACACGCCGGCAACAACAACAGUACCGGAAACAGUGCCAGCGACAUGUCCGACGACGAAGUCACUUCGCCUCCUGCUUCUGUAGCUGCCACAAAUGGCAAUUCUGCUCAAAAUUCUCACAAUAAAAUCCCCGAUUUGAUCAGCAAGGACCUCAUUUGGAAGCUGGCGAUGGCAAAACGCGAACAAAAUCACAAAAAUGAGGAAAAUCACGUGGAAAAUGACGCCUCUGACCUCAUUGGAAACUUACUCGGGAUCAGCGAUCGCGGAAUUUUAAACAAACUUUUGUCCUCGCCCGAUGAGGCGGCAAAAUUAUUAGGUGUAAGAGGUAAUGAAUAAGGAAAUAACUUAAAAAUGUACUUAAAAAAUAGUUUUUUUUUGACAUGAAAGGACAACAGUAUCUCUAGUCAGUCUCUUACUUAAUGAAAAAAAAAUGUUAGAAUAGAAACAUCGAUCUCCUAGCUACUUUUUAUUAUACCUUAAACUAUAGAAACAUUUAGAAACUUACGUGUACGUGCCUGUUUUACUUCAAAAAAAUGCCUGAAACAACGAAACGCAACGAGCCUUUCCCCAAAAAUCGCCUUUUUCGCACUUUUCUAUGCCAUUAAGCACUGAUAUCCAUAUAUUUAAUACAUUAAUAUACAUCAUUAUGUAUAUAAUUAUAUAUAAUGUUAACGAAAAUUUUUAAAAACAAAGCCUUUUAACAACGAACUUAUCAUUUUUGUACAUUACAAAAGAGGCCUUUUAACCAAAGUGGCUUAUUAAAACAUUGUAGAAGCAAAAAUAUACAAACAUAUGAAAAAAUAUGUAAUCAAACAUGUACAGUACAACAUAUAUAUUACAAAUGUUUGUAGAAAAAAUACAUUUUUUAAUACAAAAUAUUGUAGAAAAAGCAUAGAAAAGUUAAAAUUCAGAUGAUCUUCAUUAAAUAUUAAAAUCCAUAAUUCAUAUUUUGUGUCGUGUGCCAUCAUAUUCGAUC
This is a messenger RNA of Culicoides brevitarsis, 5736 nucleotides long. It is a transcript of the gene peb, whose product is annotated as ras-responsive element-binding protein 1. Gene Ontology annotation, molecular function: DNA-binding transcription activator activity, RNA polymerase II-specific; RNA polymerase II cis-regulatory region sequence-specific DNA binding. NCBI's taxonomy places the organism in Eukaryota, Metazoa, Arthropoda, Insecta, Diptera, Ceratopogonidae. The transcript is spliced from 5 exons. The coding region runs from base 369 to 5096 and encodes 1575 amino acids. Gene Ontology annotation, biological process: regulation of transcription by RNA polymerase II. Gene Ontology annotation, cellular component: nucleus. The record is from RefSeq and is a predicted model, not a curated record.